ACCCAGCCUCCCGCACGGCCUCGCCGAGCCUCGGCAGAGCCGGCCUCCCGGGUUCCCGACCGCCGAGGCAGCCAGUAGAUCAUGGCAACCACUCCGGCUGCUGCUUUCGAAGCCCUCAUGAAUGGGGUGACAACCUGGAAUACCCCCACAGGUCCAGUCCCCAGUGAACUCCUUCUCAUUGGAGAAGCCACCUUCCCAGUGAUGGUGAAUGACAAGGGCCAGGUGAUCAUCGCUGCCUCCUCCUACGGCCAAGGCCGCCUCGUGGUCGUGGCCCACGAGGCGUACCUGAUGCAUGCUCCCUUGGCUCCAUUUCUUGCCAAUGCUGUGCACUGGCUCUGCCCCUUCCUGGGAGCCCACAUUGGAGUGAACCCCUGCCUGGAGUCACUAGUAAAACUCCUGCAGGACGCUGGGGUUAAGGCACAGGUUGAGUCAGAGCCGGGAGAGUCCCUGGGGGUUUACUGCAUCAAUGCCUACAAUGACAGCAUGACUGAGAAGCUGAUCCAGUUUGUAAAAGGAGGAGGGGGCCUGCUCAUCGGGGGCCAGGCCUGGUACUGGGCCAGCCAGCAUGGCCAUGAUAACGUGCUGUCCAAGUUCCCUGGGAACCGAGUGACAAGUGUGGCUGGAGUGUACUUCACUGACACCUAUGGAGACGGAAGCCACUUCAAGGUCUCUAAGCAAGUGCCCAAGAUCCCUCUGAACGUCAGGUGUGGCGAAGAUCUCAGAAAAGACCAGGAGAAACUCCUAGAAGGGAUCUCAGAACUGGACAUCAGGACUGGGGGAGUUCCUUCCCAGCUGCUGGUGCACGGGGCCCUGGCCUUCCCUCUGGGACUCAAUGAUUCCCUUGGUUGCUUCCUCGCUGCUGCCCACUAUGGCCGUGGCCGGGUGGUCCUGGCUGCCCAUGAGGGUUUGCUUUGUGCUCCCAAGAUGGGGCCCUUUCUCCUCAAUGCUGUGAGCUGGCUGGCCAGAGGCCAAACAGGCAAAGUUGGGGUAAACCCGAGGCUAAAAAAUCUUUGUUCACUACUGUCAGGACAUGGCUUGGAAUGCGCCCUGGAGCCUCAUCUGACCAGGGACAUGAGUGUCUACUGCUGUGCGGCUUACACUGACAAGGAGGCUAAGGAGCUGCAGGAGUUUGUGGCUGAGGGUGGGGGUUUGCUGAUCGGGGGCCAGGCCUGGUGGUGGGCCUCCCAGAACCCAGGUCAGUCUGCUUUGGCCAAUUUCCCUGGUAACAUCAUCCUCAACUGCUUUGGCCUCAGCAUCCUGGCUCGGACUCUCAGCCCAGGCUGUUUCCCCACCCCAACUCCUGAAAUGAGGAGUUAUCACUUCCGAAAGGCUCUGUCUGAAUUUCAGGCUGCACUGAGCCAUGGGGGCAGGGACUUAGAAAAGAGCUGCCUGGCCAAGUUGCGAGAAGACGGUGCAGCCUUCCUACAGAUUCCUGCCGAGGGAAUCCCUGCUUACGCAUCCUUUCACCGGCUCCUGAGAAAGAUGCUGCUUCGCUCGGGCCUUCCAGCUGUGAGCAAGGAAAAUCCAGUUGCCAGGGACUCCUGUGAGGCCACAAUGCUCUGCCUGGCCACAGAGCUGGCACACUCUGGAACUGACUGCUCCCAGCUGGUCCAGAGACUUGGCACCUGUGCCUCCAGUCUGCAGCCUUUGGAACACUCCAUCACUGUGGAGAUCAAUGGAACCAACCCAGGCAAUGGUGAUUCCUGGCUGAGUACUGGGCUGUAUCUCCUGGAAGGACAAAACGCAGAAGUCUCACUGUCUGAAGCUGCUGCCUCUGCUGGAUUGAAGGUACAGAUCGGCUGCCAUACUGAUAACCUGACCAAUGCCAAAAAGCUAUCCCGGGCUCCUGUGGUGACUCACCAGUGCUGCAUGGACAGGACCAAGAAGUCACUCUCCUGCCUCUGGGGUGGCCUACUCUAUGUCAUCGUGCCCAAGGGCAGCCGACUUGGCCCUGUGUCUGUGACCAUCAGGAGAGCAGUGCCGGCCCCAUACUACAAGCUGGGUAAAACAUCCAAGGGGGAGUGGAGGCGCUGUCUCCAAGGGAACCCAGCUCCCUGGGGAGAGCUGGCCACGGACAAUAUCAUCCUGACGGUGCCAACUGCGAAGCUCCAGGCCCUGGAGGACCCUGAGCCUCUUCUCCGCCUCUGGGAUGAGAUGAUGCAGGCUGUAGCCAGGCUGGCAGCCCAGCCUUUCCCUUUCUGCAGACCUGAGAGGAUUGUGGCCGACGUUCAGAUCUCAGCUGGCUGGAUGCACUCAGGAUACCCUAUCAUGUGCCACCUGGAGUCAGUGCAGGAGCUCAUUAAUGAGUCAGGCAUGCGAAGCAAAGGUCUGUGGGGAGCCAUCCACGAGCUGGGCCACAACCAGCAGUGGCAUGGCUGGGAAUUCCCCCCACACACCACAGAGGCCACGUGCAACCUCUGGUCAGUCUACGUGCAUGAGACGGUGCUGGGCAUUCCCAGGGCUCGGGCCCACCCUGCCCUGAGCCCUUCUGAACGAGAGAAGAGAAUUAAAGCACACCUGGGAAAGGGAGCCCCUCUGAGCGACUGGAGUGUGUGGACCGCUCUGGAAACAUAUCUACAGCUCCAGGAGGCCUUUGGGUGGGAGCCAUUCACCCAACUGUUUGCUGACUACCAGACCCUCUCAGGCCUCCCCAAAGACAAAGCUGGCAAGAUGAACCUAUGGAUGAAAAAGUUCUCUGAAAAAGUGCAGAAGAAUCUCGUUCCUUUCUUUGAGACCUGGGGCUGGCCCAUCCAGAAGGAAGUGGCUGAUGGCCUGGCCCACCUGCCUCCAUGGCAGGGAAACCCCACGAGGGUACCCCAUUAGGUUCUGAGGAGUAAAGGGGGAUGGAGAAGGGAACUGAUCGUGCCAUCAACACCACCAUUCUGAUUUGACUGGGAUGCUGAACACCUUGAACCUCAAUCCCAAUUGCCAGCCAGACUUCAGGACAGCAGUCAAGGUCCUAAAUCAAGACAGAACCACCUUUCUCAGGAAUGUGUCUUUGUACUUCUGCUCAUGGGUUUCUCUUUAUAUGGAGGGGUCUUCAAAAACUGCAUGGAAAACAUGUACUAUGAAAAAUCUACACAUAGGUUUCAAAAUUUUGUGCAAAAAUAAAUGUAAUCUUUUAGUUCCU
This is a messenger RNA of Lepus europaeus (European hare), 3130 nucleotides long. Its product is annotated as TRPM8 channel-associated factor 2-like. Gene Ontology annotation, biological process: negative regulation of anion channel activity. The transcript has 8 exons. The coding region runs from base 82 to 2823 and encodes 913 amino acids. The record is from RefSeq and is a predicted model, not a curated record. NCBI's taxonomy places the organism in Eukaryota, Metazoa, Chordata, Mammalia, Lagomorpha, Leporidae.